This is a messenger RNA of Adelges cooleyi (spruce gall adelgid), 609 nucleotides long. RefSeq lists its product as uncharacterized. The record is from RefSeq and is a predicted model, not a curated record. The coding region runs from base 75 to 455 and encodes 126 amino acids. NCBI's taxonomy places the organism in Eukaryota, Metazoa, Arthropoda, Insecta, Hemiptera, Adelgidae. The transcript has 3 exons.
UACAGAUUAUCAUUUAGCAUCGCACACGGUUAAAUUCACAUUUUGAACUCUUGUAUAACUUCGGCGUUUUUAAAAUGUACUGCAAGUGUAUUUUAUUGUUUGUACUUUUCUGUAUUCAAAACGGCGAUGCUGUAAGCCAAAUGGAGAUGGUGGUCAAUUUUUUUGAAAACCAUAAUUCACAAGGUUUCAUGCCCUUAAAUACGUUUAAAAAGUUUGUACAAGACAACUAUGAUUUGACGAAUGAUUGCCAGAACAUGGUCAGGUCGAUUGAAGUCAAUUACAAGAAUGGUAUCAAUAAGGAAGUAUUUCUUUGGGCGAAUAGUAUAGUAGACAAAGACGUUAAAUGUCCAGAAGGUUUCGCUCCUGGUUCAAAGCAACUUGUAGAACUUAUCGAGAAGUCCAAAGCAAUGGAUAAAGAUUUUGAUGGAGAUUUUUUUGAUAGAAAUCGAGGAUAAUAGAUUAAUACAUAUUGUUUUAAUGAUUUUGUUGAAUUAUUUAUUCCUGAAUAUUUUUUGUUGUACCGUACGGUGUGUUUUAACAUUCCAAUUAUAUCUCUCCAUUAGUUUGUAACAGAAACAUUGUUAAAUAAUUGGGUAAAUAAAGAGUUCA